This is a messenger RNA of Helianthus annuus (common sunflower), 703 nucleotides long. RefSeq lists its product as uncharacterized. Bases 182 to 562 code for a protein of 126 amino acids. The transcript has 3 exons. Lineage: Eukaryota; Viridiplantae; Streptophyta; Magnoliopsida; Asterales; Asteraceae. The record is from RefSeq and is a predicted model, not a curated record.
GGUCAAGGAAGAAGAGGAAAGCGAUACACGCCGUCGUUUUGGUUGUAAUUUGGUGUAUAUGGCGGAUGCGAAAUGAGAUUGUAUUCAAGCAUAUGCAGCCGGAGUUCAUACAAGUUCUGGAAGAAGCGAAGUCGUUGAGCUAUAUGUGGAUAAAAAAUCGAUCGAAAGUGGCUUUGUUAACAUGGGAGGACUGGAACAGGUUUGUGACAGCGUUGACGACACUGAGAUAAGUUCUGAUUGGUCUAAGGAGACCGAUGAAGGAGACGAUCAACGGUCCAGAUCGCAGAUGAAGCAAGAUGAUUUUAGUGGCCGUAUUCAAAUGCAACCGUUGGUUUUGGUGAAGGCGUAUCGUGGUGGUCGUUUCUUGAGGUCCCCGUGGAUUCAGAUUGAAAAGUUGAACUUAGUUAUCAAGGAGCUCCUUAAGGAAAAUGAUGAAGAAAAAGAAAGGCUAAAUGGAAUUAUUGCCGGGUUGUUGGCUGAAAAGAAAAAAGAUAAGGUGGAUAAAGAUGCUAUGCUCGAUACGAUGCCACAAAUUGAAGCUAUGUUAACAAGUACAAUUUGAAGAUAGGCUACAAACACUUGGUUUUGAAUGUUUCGAUGUUUAUCAUAUUAGGAUUUUUUAGUUAUUUAAUGUUUUAGAUGGUAUUUCUAUUAGAAUGUUUUAUAUGCUUUUGAUACACAUAUGUUUUAUAUAAUUUUGGGU